This is a messenger RNA of Aspergillus versicolor CBS 583.65, 1983 nucleotides long. Its product is annotated as Zn(II)2Cys6 transcription factor. Gene Ontology annotation, molecular function: zinc ion binding; DNA-binding transcription factor activity, RNA polymerase II-specific; DNA binding. The transcript has 10 exons. The record is from RefSeq and is a predicted model, not a curated record. Gene Ontology annotation, biological process: DNA-templated transcription; regulation of DNA-templated transcription. The coding region runs from base 1 to 1983 and encodes 660 amino acids. Lineage: Eukaryota; Fungi; Ascomycota; Eurotiomycetes; Eurotiales; Aspergillaceae.
AUGCAGGCCCCGAGACUCAACAAGUCCUGCGACCAGUGCCGGACCCGGAAGGUCCGCUGUAUAGGUAUGGAUGCUUCUACUGUAUAUUCAUGCGCUGUAUUCAUACGUGCUGUCCCGCUAACUACGCAGUCCCGUCCACCGCUGCCCCUGCGUGCACCCACUGCAUAUAAUCUGAAACGAAGACUUCGUGUGAAGGCCCCAACGCCAAAAGAGGGAUCCGGCGAAGAGUUCAAGCCGUCAGAUCUAUUCAUUGAUCGGUUGAUUCGAAAUCCGUCGGAGAGUGCAGUUCUAUAUGACGAGUUUUCUAUUCUCAAAGUCCACGAUGAUCGAGUGCCCAGUUCAGGCCUUGCCUUUUUCUCUGAAAAGCGGGUUGACUCGUUGGUGAAGCGGCUCGGCCACACCCAGGUCAGGGAACUGGUCCAGCAGAUUGACAAAACAAUACGAACACGCUUACUCGCAAGACCGGGCAAGGAGAUAUCGUUGUACAGUCUGGCCAGCAUUCAGACAGAAUUACUAAUUUAUCCAGACGCUGCGUCCCAUAUACAACGCUACUUUGAGGUCCUGCACCCGAUAUACCCGUUUCUCGAUCGGCAGUCAUUUCAAGCGAAAGCGUCAAGUCCGAACCUGCUUCAGGUGCUAGAGGAGGACUAUUCAUUCUGUGCGCUGUAUCAUGCAGUGUUGGCACUCGGCUGUCAAUACAACGGAUACAGCUCGUUUAUCCCCGAGGACAGCCAUGCAUGGAAGCUCUUUCAAACUGCUCUUACUCGUCUAGACCGGAUUCUCAUGACAGCAGAAUCACUACCAAAUCUUCAGGCAUUAACGGCAAUGACCAUCUUUGCAACAAAUACUUUUAGUCUCCAAUUAGAUCAGACUCUACUAGGCGAGGCUGGUCGAAUGGUACUCGCACUUCGUUACCAUAAAUCGAUUGUUGCCGAGGAUGUUACAUUGUGUCACCGAGCGUUCUGGGUGAUAUACCACCUGGAGAAGCGGUACACCUUCCAAGCGAGGAGCAGCUCAAUGAUUGCGGACCACGACAUCGGUUGUCCGAUCCCGGAUACCCCAGACGCAGUUGUUGCAGACUAUAACUGGCUGGUCUCGUCUGUUCGCUUUGGCCGGAUAUUGUCCGUCGCGUACGCUUCGCUGUUUUCUAUAUCUGCAUCGAAUCAGCCAGACGACACAACCAUGGCUGCCAUUGACCAUGUCCAUACACUUCUCGAGGAAUGGCGGCUGUCUAUCCCGGCAGAUUUCCGACCAAAAGAACCUGUCCAACGGCGUCGCCUAAUGGACGGUGCAUCCAAGGAGAUCGCCCUGCGAACACACUACUACUAUUACCAUGUAAUAAUCGCACUAGAACGGCUCACGCUCCAUGUCAGCAGAGACAUCGCAAGAAGCGAGAAUGCCAUGCGGACGCUUCUCAAUACCGCGCGGGAAAUUAUUAACUUAACGCGCUAUAUCGACGUCGAGCCAUUAAGACGUCCGUCGCUAACCAGCCUACGUAGUAUCCUUGCCAUCAUACCCCUUUCCGCGCUGUUUAUCUUAUUUGAUUUUGUCGUCCAUCAUCCGAACGACCCGGAUAUUCGCGCACAUCUGACACUCCUAGACAUCAUCACCGGCCACUUCAGUCAGCUGGACUACGCGUCAAACGGGGCCCUGCAGUCCUCGUAUCUCUCCGGAUUCUCGCAUAUGGCCAGACAAUACGUGGAAAGCGUUGGCUUAUCGAAACGGCCUGUCGCGGCAGCAGCUGAAUCUACAGCGCAGACACCGGGUGAUAAUCUCGUCUCCUCGGUAUAUGCCCCGUCGCAUAAUGACCCUGGGGUAUCUUCGAGCGACGUCACACUCAUGCAGGGGGUUGAAGAAGAUGAAUAUGGGGGCCUCGGCUUGGACAGUCUCUACUUCCUCACCCCGGAUAGCGACUGGAUGGCUGGGAUGUCUUCCCUGGACGAAUUCGAUCCGAGGGAGCAUUACGGGUCUAUUUUCUUAUAA